AUGGUGCUGUUGGCUUCAGCCGUAUGCACAAAAACGGGAAAAACCAUCGUCUCUCGACAGUUUGUUGAAAUGACCAAAGCGCGGAUUGAAGGUCUACUGGCGGCGUUUCCUAAGCUGAUGUCGACAGAAAAACGUCACAUACAACAUACAUUUGUUGAGACAGAUUCUGUACGAUAUGUAUACCAACCAUUGGAAAAACUCUACAUGUUACUGAUCACUACAAAGACCAGUAACAUAUUAGAAGAUUUGGAAACAUUAAGAUUGUUUUCAAAAGUAGUUCUGGACUGUUGCAAGUUAGUCGAUGAGAGUGAAGUAUCAAAAAAAUCUUUUGAUUUAAUAUUUGCUUUUGAUGAAAUUGUAGCCCUUGGAUAUAGGGAGAGUGUUAAUUUAGCUCAAGUAAGAACAUUUGUUGAAAUGGAUUCUCAUGAAGAAAAAAUGUAUCAAGCGGUACGCCAAUCACAAGAGCGUGAUGCUAAGGUUAAAAUGCGUGAGAAAGCAAAAGAAUUACAACGACAAAGAAUUGAUGCUGUCAAAAAGGGUGUUCGUAUGACAGCACCAUCAAGCUCUUACAUGUCAAUGACACCAGUCGCAGAUUCAAUUUACGAAAUAAAAGUAUCCAAGCCAGAAACACCGAAAUACACAUCAACCAAUAAAGCUUUAAAAUUAGGAGCAAAAUCUAAAGAUGUUGAUUUGUUUGUUGAUCAAUUGAAAUCUGAAGGUGAAAAAGUUGUUAGUAAUAACAAGACAUCAACUAUUACAUCAACUUCUUCAACCGUUCAAAAAGACAUUCAUAUUAAAAAGGAAGAACGUUUAAUUGCCAUUGUUGGUCGCGAUGGAGGCGUUCGCAAUUUUGAAUUACAUGGGUUGAUUUCAUUAAGGAUUUCAAAUGAAAUUUAUCAAAAAAUUGUUUUACAGUUCAAUUUUGAAUCUGGAAACAUUCCAUUGCAGACACAUCCUAAUAUUGAUAAGGAACUUUUCAAGACUAAUCGAUUAAUAGGUUUGAAAAAUUCAACAAAACCAUUUCCAUUGGAUUCUGAAGUAGGGCUAUUAAAAUGGACUCUUCAGUCACAAGAAGAAUCAGCUAUACCGCUUUCAAUUAAUUGCUGGCCUAGUGAAAAUGGUUAUGGUGGCUGUGAUGUAAAUAUUGAAUAUAACUUGGAACAUGCUGACCUCGAGCUGAAUAAUGUUACAGUCACAGUACCGUUGCCAUUUGGUAAUGCUCCAGUUAUUCAAGAGUGCAGUGGAGUUUAUAGUUAUGAACCUAAAAAGAACGUUUUAAUUUGGUCAGUGGCUGUAGUGGAUUCGUCUAACCCUACAGGAUCUAUUGAAUUUGAAGCACCCAAAUCGAUUGCCUCUGAUUUCUUCCCAAUUAAAGUAGAUUUUAUUUCAAAAUCAUCUUACAAUAAAAUUAAGCCAAUGGAAAUUAGACUUGUUGAUGAUAGCACACCUGUAAAAUUUACAUCUGAGACAUCUUUAUACACAGGAAAUUACGAAAUAGUUUGA
Molecule: messenger RNA, 1503 nt
Organism: Macrosiphum euphorbiae (potato aphid)
Lineage: Eukaryota; Metazoa; Arthropoda; Insecta; Hemiptera; Aphididae
Source: the annotation of a GenBank genome assembly